AUGAUGGCGGCCCUGUGGUUCCAGUCCGUGUCUCUGCUGGUCUUACUGGUUUUGUCGUGUCCUGGUUCUCAGGCCGCCUCCGGUCCUCAGCACCUGUGUGGGUCUCACCUGGUGGACGCCCUGUACAUGGUCUGUGGGGACCGGGGCUUCUUCUAUAACCCCAAGAGGGCCGUGGACCCUCUGAUGGGUUUCCUCCCUCCCAAAGUGGGCGGAGCUUUGGCGGCGGGCGGCGACAACGAGGUGGCGGAGUUCGCCUUCAAGGACCAGAUGGAGAUGAUGGUGAAGAGAGGCAUCGUGGAGCAGUGCUGCCACCGGCCGUGCAACUUUAUCGACCUGCAGAACUACUGCAACUGA
Messenger RNA from Cyclopterus lumpus (lumpfish), 354 nucleotides. RefSeq names its product preproinsulin (gene ins). The coding region runs from base 1 to 354 and encodes 117 amino acids. The transcript has 2 exons. NCBI's taxonomy places the organism in Eukaryota, Metazoa, Chordata, Actinopteri, Perciformes, Cyclopteridae. The record is from RefSeq and is a predicted model, not a curated record. Gene Ontology annotation, cellular component: extracellular region. Gene Ontology annotation, molecular function: hormone activity.